CAUCGUGUUCGUGUUCGCGUUCGCGUAAGAACUAAGAACCUAACUUCCACCUUCUUUCCUUAACCAGCACUUCCCUUCUAUAAAGUCUCUCUUCUCCUCACUCUCUCUCAACCCCAAACCCAUCUUUCAUUUCUCUCCCAAACCUCAAAAACCAAGAAAAGCCAUUUUCUUAUAGCAUAUGGCUCAAAGGCCUAGCGUUCCUCAUUAUUCUUCCAUAGCCUUGGGCCUCCAUUCUCAUCUCUUGGUUUCCAGUGAGAUGAACCCAAACUCUAACUGGUCCUUACAUUGAAAAGCUUAAAAGAAAAAAACUUUCCCUUGAAUAUUCUAAAUUUAGCCCCUAAAAGCUAAACCCAUAUAAUUCCAUUCUUUCUAUUUAACAUUCACAAAGUUCUUGUUUUUGAACGGUUUAAGCUUUUUUUUUUUUUUGCUGAUUCAAAAAAAUGGGUCUCAAGGGUUUCGUUGAAGGAGGCAUAGCUUCAAUCGUGGCGGGUUGUGCCACUCACCCACUUGACCUGAUCAAGGUCCGAAUGCAGCUUCAAGGCGAAACCCAUGUUCCGAACCCGAACCUCCAAUCUCUCCGCCCAGCUCUAGCUUUCCACACGACGUCGCUUUCGGCUCCUGGGUCCAUCCACGUGCCUCCUCCGCCGCUCCCCACCGUGGCGGCGAAGGUGGGUCCGAUCGCCGUCGGCGUGCGUAUCGUCCAACAAGAAGGCGUGUCCGCUUUGUUCACGGGGGUGUCCGCCACGAUGCUCCGGCAGACACUUUAUUCGACGACCCGAAUGGGACUGUACGAUAUUCUGAAAAAGAAGUGGUCCGACCCAAAAUCCGGGAACAUAACGCUGCUGCAAAAGAUAGCGGCUGGGCUCAUAGCCGGCGCGGUCGGCGCCGCCGUGGGAAACCCGGCUGACGUGGCAAUGGUGCGCAUGCAAGCCGAUGGUCGGCUUCCCCAAGCUCAGCGGCGCAACUACAAGAGCGUACUGGACGCCAUUUCACGCAUGGCGAGCCAAGAAGGCGUGCCGAGCUUGUGGCGCGGCUCGGGUCUGACUAUAAACCGAGCCAUGCUGGUCACGGCUUCGCAGCUAGCUUCGUACGAUCAGAUCAAGGAGAUGAUAUUGGAAAAGGGUGUGAUGAGAGACGGGCUCGGGACCCACGUGACGGCGAGCUUCGCGGCGGGUUUCGUGGCGGCGGUGGCGUCGAACCCAGUCGACGUGAUAAAGACCCGAGUGAUGAAUAUGAAGGUGGAGCCAGGGGCUGAGCCACCUUACUCCGGUGCUUUGGAUUGUGCGUUGAAAACUGUGCGAGCUGAGGGACCAUUAGCUCUUUACAAAGGGUUUAUUCCUACGAUCUCGAGGCAAGGACCUUUCACUGUCGUCCUGUUCGUCACGCUCGAACAGGUUCGUAAGUUGCUUAAGGAUUUCUGAUGGAGAUUCGAUGAUAGUUGAUGAUGACGAAAAUGUUACUGAUUAAUUAAUAAUUAAUAAAAGUUUCCUUUUUUAUUUAA
Molecule: messenger RNA, 1501 nt
Organism: Quercus robur (English oak)
Lineage: Eukaryota; Viridiplantae; Streptophyta; Magnoliopsida; Fagales; Fagaceae
Product: mitochondrial uncoupling protein 5
Exons: 1
Coding region: 441-1421 (326 amino acids)
Biological process (GO): malate transmembrane transport; succinate transmembrane transport; thiosulfate transport
Molecular function (GO): malate transmembrane transporter activity; succinate transmembrane transporter activity; antiporter activity
Source: RefSeq, a predicted model, not a curated record